CUCCGCACCAUACCAAACAUUACUUCCACAUAUCAAAGCUGGCAGCGCAAACAUGUCGAUCACUCACACUGUACUCUUUCAGUUCAAAGACGAUGUCGACCAAAAAGAUAUAAGAAAAACAUGUGAUGAUUUCCUUCAACUGAAAGAUCAAUGCAUCCAUCCUACAAGCAACAAGCCAUACAUUUUAUCAUUGCAAGGUGGCAAGGAUAACUCGCCUGAGGGCAUGCAGAACGGGAUAACCCAUGGGUUCGUUGCAACCUUUGAGUCGGCAGAGGAUCGUGACUACUACGUCAAGACUGACCCAGCUCAUCAGACCUUCAUAGCUAAUGUGGGUGGUCUUCUUGAGAAAGCGAUUGUGGUUGACUUUACGAAUGGCGUCUACUAGGGUCAACUCGACACUUUGCUGCUGAAACCAAACCCUACUUUAACCCCCAUAUCAAAUGAAAAUCAACUAGACACAGCCUGCUUAUUUCAAGUAGCCAACAAUACAUAGAAUCGGGACACUUUAGCCAAAAUCAGCAUGAAGACGAAGAAGAUACCGAAAUCAAUGCGGCGUGCAUUUAUAACUACCCCAUACGUCCGUAACACGAUCCAGAGGUCCCACGGUCCUUUCCCAGCCGAAUAUCUUGCAUGCUGACCCAAUGUUCCGAUGCCAAUGGAAGGCUAAGCAAAGUGACAUGUCCCUGGUCUUGGUGGCCCAUCA
Molecule: messenger RNA, 703 nt
Organism: Fusarium oxysporum Fo47
Lineage: Eukaryota; Fungi; Ascomycota; Sordariomycetes; Hypocreales; Nectriaceae
Product: Dabb family protein
Exons: 3
Coding region: 53-385 (110 amino acids)
Source: RefSeq, a predicted model, not a curated record